AUGGCUUUUUUGGUACUUUUUAUCGUCAAAAAUCGCAGGCUACACUCCACGGCCAACUGGUUUGUUUUGCCCUUAGUUGUUGCUGACUUUGGGGUGGGAGUUGGAUACUUCCCAUGGGACAUCUUUGUAGCAUCUUAGCUGUAUGCAAUAAGAGCGUCUAUGUGACCUUCAUGAUUGGUUUUUCCUUCACUCUUCCGUUACAAACUUGGGCAUUUUAACCUGGGAUCGCUGCAUAAACAUUGUUCAUUCCUUCAGAUAUCCUAAUAGCAUGACUUCAGGAAGCCCUGAAAUAGUCGUUUUUAUAUCGUGGGUAAUUCCUUUGAUCAUCGGUUUGGAAAAUCUCACGGAUAACCGGAGUCUCGAUUGUUGACAUAUCUGCGUGUGUGUUAGUUUCCCAUGCUGUUGCCCGUAUUCUGAUUGUCGCAAGGGCCAAAGCAAUCGGAGAUUCCACCUUCCGAAAGGCAGUUACAUCACGAGAGAUUCAUGAAGGUUACAAUUGCUUUUCCAAGAAAACUGCACCUAUCUUCAAACGUAAGAAGCACGGAGCAUACUUUAUAAUUGCAUUAGUAGCGUUGUUCUUGGUAUGUCAUGCAAUAAUAAUAGACGAUUUAGUUCUCUGUUUUACAUUUUCUUGCAAGUUAUACAAAAAAGGUCCAGAAAUUCUGAAGGCUGAAAGUGCUUUAGGCUGUUUAAAUGAUAAAAAGGUUCAUUUCAGUAUUACCCGAUACUGGUUUUACUACAAAUUACAUCAAAUUGUAUAUUAGUGAUUGAGUUAUUGUCCAAACAACCAGGUAGGGCUUCUUACCUAGGUGUAGCGGAUUUAAGAAGAAAUCAAAACCUAUUGCGACCGUGUGACAUUCUUUAUUAACAUGCAAAAAAAAUUAUUACACGCUUCUGAGUGUUAGGUUACUCCGAGAGCCCAAACCAGCCGACUGGCAGCUGUAAUUCAAAGAUGCUCUUUUUUACUUCUUUUCAAACAGAAACAAUAGACUUAUUACCGUAGGCGUCAAAUCUCAACGAAUACUUUUGAAUGUGUUUAUUGUAGAAAGAGGAAGCCUUACUGUCAUUAGCAUUUUCCCUUUUGCCGCGCGCUCACAUCAAAGAAUAAAAAAAGGCGACCAAUAUUAUUGUUAUAAUAAUUCUUAUUCUUAUUGUUAUUGUAAUUCAUAUUCUUCUAAAUAUAAUUAUCAUUAUCAUUAGUAUUAUUAGAUUUUUAGGGAUGGAACGGAUGCUUUCCUCCAAUAUCAUCCAUUAUCGUUGUUGCUUUUCUGUCUGUUUGCUCCAAACACUGGCGCUGA
This is a messenger RNA of Porites lobata, 1298 nucleotides long. The record is from the annotation of a GenBank genome assembly. NCBI's taxonomy places the organism in Eukaryota, Metazoa, Cnidaria, Anthozoa, Scleractinia, Poritidae.